Myripristis murdjan (pinecone soldierfish) is the source of this 3827-nucleotide messenger RNA. It is a transcript of the gene srpk1b, whose product is annotated as SRSF protein kinase 1b. Bases 264 to 2201 code for a protein of 645 amino acids. Gene Ontology annotation, biological process: spliceosomal complex assembly; regulation of mRNA processing; peptidyl-serine phosphorylation. Gene Ontology annotation, cellular component: cytoplasm; nucleus. Gene Ontology annotation, molecular function: protein serine/threonine kinase activity; ATP binding. The record is from RefSeq and is a predicted model, not a curated record. Lineage: Eukaryota; Metazoa; Chordata; Actinopteri; Holocentriformes; Holocentridae. The transcript has 15 exons.
ACUCUUCUCCUUUCCAUCCUCUUUGUGUCUUUUGUGUUUUCUACCAUUUUCACUCAAUUCCCUGCUUUUCACUCUUGUUUGCCAUUUCCCCCCUCUCUGCAAUCUCUGCUUUUCACUCAUCAGCACUGAUCUCCCUCCUUUUCCACUCUACUUUCUCCCUAUCCCCUCUUUCCUUUGGUCCUCUGAUCCCUCCUUUUCUCCUGGUGGAUGGAGUGAGAGGGUCUCUUAACACCUGCACUCCCUCUUCUCCUCUGUUACGUCCCAUGGGCAUCCGUGCAUCCUGCAGACCAGAGCCUCAUGGUCGAGGAGGCGGCUCUCAGCCAGGCCAGCCAGACUCUCCCCUCCCAGAGCAGGAUGAAGAGAUCCUGGGCUCUGAUGAUGAGGAGCAGGAGGACCCCAAUGACUACUGCAGGGGCGGAUAUCACCAUGUGAAGAUAGGAGACCUGUUCAAUGGGAGAUACCAUGUGAUCCGUAAGCUGGGCUGGGGGCACUUCUCCACUGUUUGGCUGGCCUGGGACAUCCAGGGUAAGCGUUUCGUGGCCAUGAAGGUGGUGAAGAGUGCUGAGCACUACACUGAGACGGCUCUGGAUGAGAUCAAGCUGCUCAAAUCUGUGAGGAACACAGAUCCCAAUGACCCCAGCAGAGAGAAAGUGGUACAGCUUCUUGAUGAUUUCAAGAUUUCUGGCAUGAACGGCACUCAUGUGUGCAUGGUGUUUGAGGUUCUGGGCCACCACCUACUGAAGUGGAUCAUCAAGUCCAAUUAUCAAGGCCUGCCUCUGCCCUGCGUUAAGAGCAUCAUACGACAGGUCCUACAGGGGUUAGACUACCUCCACACCAAGUGCAAAAUCAUCCACACAGACAUCAAACCAGAGAAUAUCCUUCUGACUGUCAAUGAGCCCUAUGUCAAGAAGAUGGCUGCUGAAGCGACCCAGUGGCAGAGGACUGGUGCUGCGCCUCCCUCCGGUUCUGCAGUGAGCACAGCCCCAGCACCCAAGCCAAUGGCCAAGAUGUCCAAGAACAAGAAGAAGAAGAUGAAGAAAAAACAAAAAAAGCAGGCAGAGCUGCUGGAAAAGAGAAUCCAGGAAAUGGAAGGAGGUGCCACCCCUGAGGGAGGAGAGGAAGAGGAUGACGAAGAGACAACAGAGACCACGGAAGACACCCUCUCUUCAGCCACUCUCUCCGUGUCUGCUACACUGCAAGAUAUUGCUAGCCAUACCAUCGCAGACUCAACUUCUGAUGACCAGAGGCCAGUGGGGGAGGAACAGACAAAGGGCGAGGGCGAGGAGACAAACAGGAUGGAAGUGAACUGCAAUGGCCUCACCUCCACCCUGGGGAGCGAGACUAGCCUGGAGAGCCAGGUACUUGGGACCAAGCAGUAUACAGAGCAACAGGAAGACCAGCAGAAUGCCAACCAACCAGAGAACGACACAAAGACGGAGAACCACAACACAUCAGACAACAAGCAGGACCAUCACACCAUUAACGGGACCCCCGGGGACCUGCACCCUGACCUGCCGCAGCUCCCUGCCUGUCUCUGCCCUGACUCUGUUACUGUAGAGCUGAGGGCGGGGGAAAAGGAGGAGAAGAAGGAGGAGGAGAUGGAUACACUGGGACAGACCAGAGGAGGCGAAGAAGAAGAAGACAGCCAGAAUGGAUCAGGAAGCCUGUUGGUGAACCCACUGGAACCUCUGAAUGCUGACAAGCUGCAGGUUAAGAUUGCUGACCUUGGCAAUGCCUGCUGGGUGCACAAACACUUCACAGACGACAUCCAGACACGACAGUAUCGUUCUCUGGAGGUGCUAAUGGGAGCCGGCUACAGCACGCCAGCAGACAUUUGGAGCACAGCAUGCAUGGCUUUUGAGCUUGCUACUGGAGACUAUCUGUUUGAACCUCAUUCUGGGGAAGACUACUCCAGAGAUGAAGAUCACAUAGCACUGAUUAUUGAGCUACUUGGUAAAGUUCCUAGGAAGCUGAUCUUGGCAGGCAAAUACUCAAAGGAGUUUUUCACCAAGAAAGGUGAUCUGCGUCACAUCACCAAGCUGAAGCCCUGGGGUCUAUUUGAGGUACUGGUGGAAAAGUACGAGUGGUCCAAGGAGGACGCUCACUGCUUCAGCAGCUUCUUGCUGCCCAUGCUGGACCUGGUGCCUGAGAAGAGAGCCACUGCAGCCCAGUGCCUCUCCCAUCCUUGGCUCGCCUCCUAGAGGCCGGCUGUGCACACUGCAAUCCGGGUUGCAAAAGGAUAAUGAAGGGUUGAAGAUUCUGGACUUGAAAAAAAUAUAAAUGUACACAAACUCAGAUAUGUCUGCAAGAGCCAGUGACUGCAUUGUGCCUGCAUUCUCCUGUGAGAGCUUGUAGAAGCUACACACACACACACACACACACACAACAAGAGAUCCUGCUGCUGAGUCUAUCCUUGUUAUGAAUUACACUGGUCAUAGAAGGAACUUGAGACCUCAUCUAGUAGAUCUGUCUCUAUUUAUGGCUCUUUUUCUGAAUGGCUACACAGUACUUUGGUUAUCUGCUCUUUUCUUUUUGAUAUUGCUUUAUCUUUUUCUCUCUUAAGCUUUUUUCUCCCUGGAGACCUAGUUUCUUUGUUGUGGUACUUUAAGGUAGGAACUCGCGCUUAUCUCCAAAUGGAAAGGACGGGAAGUAACAGAGAAACAUAUUCCCACCCAAACCAUAUAUUGGUAGAGCCUUCAUAAACCAAAUGCAUUAUGUAUUUUUGUUUUCCAGUCAUAAUGUUAGCCAUGCCAACCUUUAUGCUUUUGCCCGUCUUUGCUGUCAAUUUUUUGCAAAUUUCUAUAGAUAAUAACUGCAUAGUGCUAUGAAGCAUGAAGACAGCCAAGUGACAUUAAUAAUAAGUUGGCUUUAUCCCACAUGUGUGCAACAUGGCCCAUGUCGACAGAACACAUACAGUUUUAUACCGGCAAAAUGACAAGAUUAGGGAUUUCAACAAGUGUUUUUUUCAGUAAAAUGUCUAUUAUUACUGAAGUGAGGGAAGAGACCCAUAAAUCAUGCCCUGCUUUUUUUGGAGUAACAAAAUGUGGAACCUCAAGAUUUUUUUUCAGUGUUGUCUUUAAAAAAAAAAAAAGCACUUGGUGAUUUAUAACUUGACCAACAUCCAAAUUUCCCCUCCUUUUCAUGCAUGAGUCUGCAUAUGACAACUCAAGUGCUGCUGGAUACCUGUGUCAUAUCUGGAUCACUUAAACAGCUACUACAUUUUUUUAAAAUAUCGCUUUUUUCCUGUGAAGAAUGGCUUGAUAUAUCAUUUUCCACCCUCAUAUUCUAUGUGAAUACACACCCAGUUUGUACUGUACAUAGAAGUGUACCAAAGAGUUGGCUUUUGCUCUCUCCCUCUCUGCAACACAAAACUUUGUACAAUUUCUAGAAGACUGUCAAUAGUGUACAUUGGAGGGAAAACUUUGCUAAGCUGAAAAGGUUUGAGGUUGUUUUUUUUGUUUUGUUUUAGGGUUUUUUUUUUACACUUUUUGGAGAUGCCUUGAAAAAUAUUUGGGUGAGACCUAAUUGUAUGGAUGUAAUUGCUCCAUUUAAAGCUUAUUUUCAUAGUGUUGCCCCUUGAGAUGUUAAGAUGUUGCAGUGAGAUGUUCAAAAAACUGCAUUUGAAAAGUAUGGAUUGUACCAAUAUCAAUGCUGUAAUAAUGCUUUGACCUCAUCCUCCAGGACCUCCAUCUCAUCCCCCAACACCAAACCACUUUGCUUGCUAUUUUUCUACAAGGACCCAUCUCCUUUCCAUGUCUCCCCUCUUCAUUUAAUUGUUAGGAAAACAUUUUCUCUAGGUAAGAAGAAUAAACGCUUUCAAAAUGUGA